Molecule: messenger RNA, 920 nt
Organism: Eurypyga helias (sunbittern)
Lineage: Eukaryota; Metazoa; Chordata; Aves; Eurypygiformes; Eurypygidae
Product: endoplasmic reticulum resident protein 44-like
Exons: 7
Source: RefSeq, a predicted model, not a curated record
GAGUGGACAGAAUUGACAUCCUUGAAGAUCGACAGGCUCUCAUGGGCCCUUUUGGCUUUAAGAGCCAUGUUCUAGGAGUGGACAGAAUUGACACUGAGACCCAAGUGUCCUCAGAUCUUGUAGCUUUUUUUCAGGGUUCUGCAAGGGCUUCUGGGAAUGCCGCCAGCAAGAUGCUCCUGAUUGAUGGUUCUGAAGCCAAACUUCAGGGGCUCUUACAAUGUCUGUCAGCUUCAGCGUUGCUGUCUCUCGGGAUUGCUUUCAAUUUGUAUCAUCCUACAGCAGACUGUAAACCCGUCUGCCUCCCGUUGUCCAGGAGUUUAAUGCAGACCUCAGAGCAGCAGCAGAUUAGCGGCGUGCAUAAAGAAAAAGAUACUUGGGGACCGAAAGUGUCCUGGCUUUUUAGUCCCACAAGAAGUGAAAUAACAAGUCUAGAUAGUGGAAAUAUAGAUGACAUUUUAAACAAUGCAGAUGUUGCUUUAGUUAAUUUUUAUGCUGAUUGGUGCCGCUUCAGCCAAAUGCUGCAUCCUAUUUUUGAGGAAGCCUCUAAUGUAAUUAAAGAAGAAUAUCCAGAUAAGAAUCAAGUGGUGUUUGCUAGAGUAGACUGUGAUCAGCAUUCGGAUAUAGCUCAGAGAUACAGGAUAAGCAAAUAUCCAACUCUGAAACUCUUCCGGAAUGGAAUGAUGAUGAAGAGAGAAUACAGGGGCCAGAGAUCUGUGACAGCAAUCGCAGAUUACAUCAGGCAGCAGAAGAGUAACCCUAUUCGGGAGGUCCAGGACUUGGAAGAAAUCAGUUCUCUUGAUCGCAGCAGAAGAAACAUUGUUGGAUACUUUGAGCAAAAGGACUCUGACAAUUACAGAACCUUUGAAAGAGUAGCGAAUAUUUUGCAUGAUGAUUGUGUAUUCUUGUCUGCCUUUGGGUAA